This is a messenger RNA of Pelagomonas calceolata, 7295 nucleotides long. The record is from the annotation of a GenBank genome assembly. NCBI's taxonomy places the organism in Eukaryota, Pelagophyceae, Pelagomonadales, Pelagomonadaceae.
GCUUGCCACUCAGAGCGCGCGCUGUAAACAAUAAUAAAACGCGCGCGGUUAGAGCUGAGAGCUCUGCCAGAGCAGUACAAACCAGCGCUGCGAGGCCGAGAGGAGCCUCCGCGCGAUAGCGGCCUGAGCGGCCGGAGAGCAGCAUGGAUGCCCCAUCAUCCCCCGAGGAGCGGAGAGCUGAAGCAAUGCGGAAAAAGAGCCAUCCCGGCUCGCCACCGAUCGAGCUGAAAGGCAGGGAGAUAGAGAGCACAUUGACUCCGAAAGCGCAACCGAUGCCGGCGCCGCCGCCGCGGCCCCAGAAGCCGCCUAUCGUAAAAGAAGACGACGACGCCGUCACAGCCAUCAGAUUCGACGAUGAGGACGCCGCGGCCGGCGCGCGACGCGUCAAAAGAGCGCUCACGGUGCUCGCCGACGCCAAACGACCGAGUAAAACGCGAGCCGCCGUGGCCGAGGCGCUCGCAACAAUGUUGAGUGGAGACUCCGAGGCGUCCCGAGGCUGCCUCCGACUGCGAGGCUCUCAAGCUGGUGUUGAUUUAUUACCAGGAGGGGCAUCAUUAGCGUUUUUAAGAAGGGCCCAGCGCGCCCGGGGCUACACGGUCCUCUGCUGGGUGCGCGAGGCGCGGAGCUGUACGGAAUUCACGGCCGCGAAGAUCGGCCGCUGCCACGUUGUUGUUACGCCUGUCCGGGAAUCAGGCUCAUUGGAAUGGCGCGCGGAAGUGAAUCUGGGCGAUGGAAGAAGAAAGACGGCCGGCGGCCGCAGUGUAGACGAUGGAGGAGCUAAUGAUAGAGAUGACGGCGGCGCUGGUCAUUCAAACGAGAAAGAAGAUCUCGCGCCGCGCUGGCGGUUGUUAGCCGUGUCUCAUGCGCAAAAGUAUCUAAGUCCGGCCGAGGUCCAAGUAAGUGUCGACGGGCUGGCCGUGGGCGGCCCCGUCGCGGCGCAACUUCCCAUUGCGGAUUCAUCAAUACGCAUUUCCGUGUUGGAUGGUUUUGAUGGGGUUGCCGCCUCUAUAGCUUUGUUAGAGGGCGCCGCGUCAUUAAAAGCCUUACGGGGCGCGUUCUGGCGCGGGCCGCGCGGCGGGCCGGGCGCCGCGGCGGGCGCCUUUAGAAGGGGCGAGCAACAUGGGGAGAGUGACGACGAGGACGAGACCCAGGCGUCCCUGGCCAAACUGCGAGUUGCUUGUGCCUUGGAGCCCGGUCCUUGUGCGGCGUCGAAUUUCAUGCGAUGGCGUCGGGGCGAGAGUGAGCGCGUGGGGGAAACAACAACAAAAAUAAAAAAACGCAGGCCGCGCCGGCCAGGGAGCUUGGACGCCGCGCGGCGGCGGCGAGACGUCCGGUAGAGGAGUAGAUGUGGCCCUAGGCGGCGCGAAGCCCACGCGCAUCAUCCUGCGGAACGCGUCUAGUGAAAGAGGCGCCGCGGCGCGAUGUCGAGACGCCGUCGUCGCGAACGGCGGCUGCGCGGCCGUCGUGUCAAGUUGUGCGCCGGGCUGCGAGUCGGCCCUGCUGUUGAUAGUUGCCGCAUCACUAAGAAGGUGCGGCGCCGCGCACGCGGAGCGCGCCCUGGAAGAGAACGUCUUCGCGUUGCUGGCCACGAAAGUUACAAAAGGUGAAAGUGCAAGGAGCGCCUGGGCCGCGUUGGAUGCCGCUGCCUACGCGCUCGGAGCCGGCUCGCAGCUCCACGCGCGGUCGUUGGGUGAUUUAUGGGCGUCCUCGACCUGGGCACGAGACAGGUCAGAUGAUCGUAGAGUAGCUUGGCUCGAGCAGGCGGCUUUACGGUGUUCGGCUGCCGCUCGAGCGCCGCCGCGGCGACGGAGGUCCGCACGGCUAUUCGCGUCGGCAUUGAGACGAGGUGUCGGCGUCGAGAAGCUGUUUAGGGUAGCGCGAUCACUACUGAGGGACGUGGACGAUCCUAGUAAAAAAGCGAGAGGCGCCGCCGCAGCUCGACAUUUAGCCACGGCCGCGUUGGUCGACGAGAUGCGACGGCCGGGCAAAGAGUCGGACGGCCUUGACGGUGCUCGAGCGUGCUGCCGGUGCGUCCACGAUACAAAUGGAGACGCCGACGGGUCUGUGAGAGGGGCCUUCGUGGCGGCGCUGGGCCGCGCGUUGUCUGGAGCCGACGAUAUGUGUCGGAGGAGGUGCGCCGAGGGGUUGCGUUCAGUACGUUUCGCGGAGACGACGGCCCUAGCAAUAUUAGCGGACGAAGCGAAGACGAAGCCGUUACUGAAAAGGGCGGUAUUAGGACUAGCCCUGUGGCAGCACGCCUGGGUUGAUAGACAUUUAGCCAAACUCGUGGAAGCUACGCGACAAGAAAGUGCCAAUGACCAUUCAGACGACGAGGACCCUCUCGGAAGUGCGCGUAGAUUAUCUGAAGUAUUAAGAGCGCAACGGGACGCGCGUCGAAGCGCGCUACGAAGUGCCGCGACGCUAGCCUUGGCCGUGAGUGACGCCCUCGAGUCGAAGGCGUGGCAAGCAUCACAAAAUGAAAUCGAGGAAAUCAUCAGGACGCUCGGCGUUUUGGACGACGAGUCCUGGUUGGCUCCGCCUUUGUGGUUAGCUUUACCUUUAUUAGCGGCUGUUAUUAGCGAGGCGUCGUCUGAUAUCUCUGCCCGAGCCGUCGGCGCGGCGUGCGCUAGGGCCAAGUCCACGGAUCUCAAAGAGGUCUGUUCUUUGGAGGCGUGGUAUUCUGUUGGUGCUUUUGUGAAAUUAGCUUCCUCCGGAAAUACUACCGUGCGGUUAUUAUCCUUAGAUGCUCUAGGACACAUCUGUGUCAGAGCCAAAGCCUUGAACCCCGACGCGUCGCAUGCCGAAGAAGGCAUGGAGCUAGCACCAAGCGUGUGGCGCUCGUUAUGUAGGUGUUUGAACGCUAGAUCAGGACCGGCGCACGCACCUGCAUUAAUAGAUGUCCGAGCGCGCGCGGCGUUUGCCUCAAUAGCGUCGCAGUGCUGCCGGCGACUGGCCGCGGAGUGUUCAAAAAGUCCGCGGGACGCCUGCGUCGCCCUAUCACAAUUGCUUGCAUAUGUUGUAGAAUCCUUGUGGCCGGGACCGUACAUCCGGGGCGAAGCUAGACAGCGGAAUGGGGAAGUCUUGCUGUUCACGGACGGCAUCGUCGAACCCGUGAAGAUCGACCAGGACGCCAGAGACGCGGCGAACGACCAAGCCAAGUCUAUUGAAGAUGCGCAGGACGUCCUCCAGUUAGCUUCUGCUAUUGUUGAUGCUUCUAGAUCCGUGCGCAUGGUCUCCCAGUCACUCACGGCGCCGCCCUCGAAAGACGAUGCGAAGGGCUGGUACGGCGCGGCGCGUACAAUGGCGAAGAAGAUGGUCUCCGAUCAGGGCCGAGAGCGGGACCGGAAGCGAGACGCCGACGCCUGUUUACUGGCCUGUCGGCGCUGCGCUCGCACGCUGGGUCAUGCUCUGUUCUGGGCGAACGAUGCUUCUAUUGCUGAUGAAUUGCGAUUGUCUGUGCUGACGUCGAUCGCACUGGCGGACACGAACGAGUCCGAGACGUCGCUCGGCUUGGCCGUGGCCGCCCGGGACGACGCGCUGCACGCCUUGGUCUGUCUGCGCGAGUUUUCUCGUAGAGAUGGAGACGCUUCCCCUUGUACCUUACAGCUCGUCAAGAACCUCUACGCGCACGGCAAUUUCUUAACACCAGGCUCGCCCCAGCGGCGCCAGUCGGUGCACGGUGGCAUAGCAGCAAAAAAGGCCGCCGAUGCGAUCGCGCCCUGUAUAAAUGGGAAGGACGCGACGCAGUGCUUCGCUUUAUUAGCUGAAAGGUUAGAUGAAGCGUCCCGAAGAGACCGCGACGAUGUUGAAUUACAAAUAGCGUCGUUCGCGGGCGACGACGCCUUCGAGGAGAUUGAUAGUUCGAGAUGGCUACGGCCGGACGACACCGACUUGUCGAGACGAGCGGCAUCCGCGUUUGCCCAUUGUGCACUCGCUCGUGCCACAGCUUCCAAGAGGAGGGAGGCGGCGGAUAAUCGGGAUGCGAGAAGGCGGCUGAUGGAUGCUACCGAAGGCAAGCGCAAGACGCGGGAUGUACGGGCGGUGCUCGGCUGUUCUGUACAGGUCGAAGGACAGACGAACUGGUCAUUAGCGUCGUCUUUCGGCGACGGUCUCAGGAACGCUUCUGUGGUAGCACCUAGGGAAGACGCUGCGGUCGAGCUGAAGGCGCACGACGACCCGCGCGAGGUCGAGGCGCAGAUUAGGAGAGCCCAGGCCGCCCACGACGCCGUCAUCCGCAAGCGUGAAGAGGUGGCACAGGCGCUGAACGCGAAGCAGUCGCGGUCGCAGGAGGUUUCCGAUGAUGAUGAAGAAGAGGAGGUGAAGCCGUCGCCCCAGAAACAGCAACAGCCAGUUCAGGAUGAUGAUGAGGAAGAGCACGACGAUGUUGUUCUCGAAUUAGAUGACGUGGCCCGCGUGACGCGGAAAGGUUUAGUACGGGGUCGCUUCGUGCUCACGGAGCAGUCCUUCAAGUGGAGAGGGGGCGAGUCGUACGACGGUAGACUGAACGACGUCUCCGCCGUGCUUCUGAGACGAUAUAGGUUGAGAGAUGCCGGCGUCGAGAUCUACGCUUCAAGUGGUGAGUCCUUGUUCCUAGAUUGCACGGCGGAACGGUUAGUACCCAGAGACAUCACGGAGACGUUUUCCGACGACGAUGCUUCAGACAACGACGAGCCGGGUUCACCAACGCCGUUCGGGGACCGACGGUCGAGCCUGGAGCCGCCUUCUCUCGACCAAGCCGUGAAAGAUGGUAAAAGAAGGGACGAAUUGGUGCGGAAGCUCAUCUCCAGUGUAAGAACGGCUCGAGCUCGAGGUGGCGGGAACGGCGAUCGCGGCCCGCCGGGCUUGUUUCCCCUGUUGCAGGCGCCUAAAACACAUCCUAGGCGACUAUUGAGGAGAGCCACGCGGUGCUGGCAGGAGCGGCAGUUGUCGAACUUCGACUAUUUACUGAUAGUAAAUGCUUUAGCUGGCCGGUCCUUCGAAGAUCCCUGUCAAUACCCGGUCAUGCCCUGGGUCAUCUGCGACUUCAAGAGUCAUACUCUAUAUUUAGAUCGACCCCAGACCUACCGAGACCUCCGGAAGCCGAUGGGGGCCAUCAACGAAGAUAGGUUAAGGGAGACGGUCAAGCGCCACGACGCCUUUGAUGAUACGCACAUGCCGAAAUUCCACUACGGGUCGCAUUAUUCUACCGCUGCCGGUGUCGUGGUGCACUACUUAGUAAGAUGCCGGCCCUGGAGUGAAUUACAUUGCGAUUUGCAGGGUGGCCGGUUUGACGUCGCCGAUAGGUUAUUUGCUUCGGUCUCAGAUGCCUGGGACGCGAACAGCGGUGCCCGCGGCGAGAAGGCCGGCAACGAGGUGAAGGAGCUGACGCCGGAGUGGUACUCGUCGUCGGCGUUUCUGGUCAAUAGAGGCAGGCUCCCGCUCGGUGCCGCGCAGGACGGGCGCGAGGUCAAGGACGUGGCCUUGCCGCCCUGGGCUGAAAACUCACCUUCGAAGUUCGUGGCCGGCAUGCGUUCAGCUUUAGAACAUUCCUACACGUCCUUGCAUUUACACGACUGGUUAGAUUUGAUCUUUGGGCGGAAGCAGCGGGGACCGCUUGCGGUAGAGUCGGCCAACGUGUUCUUCUACCUGUGCUACGGGGAUCAAGUUGAUCUAGAUGCGAUCGAGAACCCGAAACUACGAGCGGCCACUGUACUCCAAGCGUCGCACUUCGGCCAGUGCCCGCUCCAGCUCCACUCGACGCGGCCGUGGCCCUGCCGCGGGCCGCCGCCGCGCUGGCGGCCCCGCGUGUUAACCUCACAAGUGCAGGACGACCCGCGGUUGCAGUGCUUCGUGCCAAGGGAACCGGCCAACGAGUCGCUGGCCGUCGCGCGCGCGGCGGGGCUCUUCCACGGCUUUCGAAGUAGUUCACCGUUGGCCAUAAGGGCGACCGCGGGUAGAGUUGUCAUCAUCGACGGCGGCGGCGACAUCUGCGUCCUGGGCUGGGCCGACGACCUCGUCGAGGAAGAGACUGACGUUGGAAGGAGGCGGUGCUCGCUGCGGCCCCUCGCGGCACCAGACGAGUUAGUAAAAGGCCCGUCGACGGGCGAGCAGGCGGUGGAAAGAGUCGUGUGCCGGGACGCGUCGCAGCUCGGCGUGUCCUCAUCUGCUGAAUGUUCCAUCUCGGUCGAUGGUGCACUCAUUGCAUCAAUUGAUGUAGAUUACGUUGGAGCCUUGCGAGUGACGCAGCUGGAUCUAGGCGACGACGGCCAGGAGGCCGUCGACGUCCGAGCAAGGCCCUGCGGCGAGGCUUCUGUGGUGUGCUUUGAUUGCGACUUAACGCUCGUAAAGUGCGGCGAGGGCGACGGCGAGCGGAUCGGCGCGGACCCUGCUGCUGGGGCGCCACCAGCUCUAGAUGUGUCUAUACUGGUAGGUGCCGCGGACGGCCGCGCCGGCGUCUGGCGCGUGGACCGCGCGUCGCGGCCCUGGCCGCGGAGGGCGCGGCUACGUCGCCGGGCGGACGUCGUCUUCCGCGGCCACGACGCGGCCGUCGUCGCCGGGGUGCUAUCGAGGGAGCUGGGCGUCUGCGUGACGAACGCUGUGGAUGGCCGCACAUUAGUCCAUUCGUUACGAGACGGUGCUUUGUUACGGGAGCUCGUCGCCUCGCGGCCGUCGACGUCGCCCGCUAUUGCCGUGGGGCUGAGCGGCCCGCUGGCGUUGGUUGCCUUGGCGCGGCCGGUCGGGCCCUCCACACUCCUCGAUGUGCACGACGUGAACGGCGGCUGCAUCGGUGAAGCGUGCGUCGCCUCGAAGGUCUGCUCGGCGCACGUCUGCGGGCCGCUCGGCGACGUGCUUGUUGUGGUGACGUCACAUAGUGUCGAGCUGCGGGCCCUGCCGUCUUUACAACUAACGAAGAAGGUGGACUCGAAGCUUUUCGCGCCGCCGGGCGAGGCGCCGACGCUCUCCUUGUUAACGUUCGCGCCGGACCCGCUGGCGCCGUGUGCCGCGGUCGCGGCGUUUGACGAUGGUCUUGUAGCCUUGCGCGUCCUCGCCGGUUCCGAGGCCUGGGCCGAACGGCGGUCCCAGCGCGCGACGGGCGUCGUCGCGGCCGCGUCGCGACGGGCGUCCCAAGUCAUGCGCUUCGCCGCCUCUGUGGCUUCGCGGGGCAACGAGGUCGCGUCGGCGGCGCGCGAUGUUGUGGGAGAGGCGCGGGCCCAGCGGCUUCCCUCGUUUACUACUGCGACGAAACUCGUGAGCGGCUUGCUGCGGGGGCGGUCGUCUGCCGCGUCGUUUGACCAGGAUGAUUAGUGUGUGGUGUA